UGCUUCACAAUGCGCUUGCGAAGAAGCGUCGAGGAAUAUUUGAAGAAUUCUACGCUGCAUGGAGCGCGUUUUAUAGUGGAUGAAGAUGCCAGCUGGCUGGAGCGCAUUUUUUGGGUCGUUUGCCUGGCGGCCUCUUGGUAUGCUUCCUGGCUUCUCAUCAAAGCAUCGCUGGCUGCCUUUGAGAAUAAUGCCAUUAGCUUUGUGGUGGAGAGUUCCUAUCGCGAUUGGAAUACCAAUUUUCCGGCCAUUAUAGUUUGCGAAUCGAAGAACAUGGAUCGCAUACAGGAAGUAGCCGAACAACUCUGGGGUGUCGAUCACGACUUCACUUUGGAGGAGGUGCUCAGCGAGAUUGCCUUCUUUCGCGGCGAGUCCUAUCACACGGUGCACGAAUGCAGCGGCGAGGAGUCCACAGCUGCCUGUUUCUACUCCAAUUUCUCGUACUACGCCCAGCUGGUAAGAAGUAGCUGUGCGGACUCCAUACAGAGCUGUGAGUGGAAUAACACGCCCUUCGACUGCUGUACAUAUUUUCAACGCUUGGAAACGGAACUGGGCAUUUGCUAUGCCAUCAAUUCAAUGCAGGCGGGCAAGCUCAAGGGCCCAAAGCUCAAUAUGUACUCCAACCGUUAUACGGGCCCAGGGUCCUUGAAAAUGGAACUGCAUACAGAGGCAACGGUUUUUAUAUUAGGAACUGAGGAGGUGCCCACUUUGGUGACACCCAAAACAGAUUAUUUCGUCGUGGGUCCCUACAUAUCGUUUGUUCGCUAUGUGUCCAAGCGUGAUAUUGAGAACGAUGAGCAGAUCCGCCAGACGAGCGUCCAACAGCGCAACUGUCGCUUUCCGGAUGAGAAUAUUCUGGAUGUGCAUCGGUAUUACAGCUAUAGCGCCUGCACGGUGCAGUGCCGCAAGGAUAGGCAAAUGGAGUUGUGCAAUUGCUCCAGCCACUUGACACCCAACUCGCCCGAUUGGCAGCUGUGCAACAUGGAUGGUCUAGAGUGCCUGAAUCGCAACUACGAGGAUCUCUCGGUGAUCAUUGCCAAAUGGUCACGUCGCCGUGGCCGUAAGGGACUAGUCUGCGAUUGCCUGCCCUCCUGCACUGAGGUGGACAUCACCACCGUGUACGACAGCAAGGAUAAUAUAUAUGGAAACCAGAAUCCCGUGUCCAAAAUUGAAGUAGCCCUCAUUGAGCUACCCACAGAGCGCUACAAGCGCAACCUGGUGCGAGGCAAAUUGGAUCUGGUUGUGUCUAUCGGUGGCACAACGGGCCUCUUUGUGGGCGCCAGCUUGCUGAGCUUUGUGGAGAUUAUAUACUAUAUGACCAUACGACCCUAUACCAGCUACAUGCACGAGAAGCGACGCCAGAAGCGACUCAGCCAGCUGAAAAGUGAACACUAAAAUCGAUUGCUAAUUGGCUAACACUAGUUAGCACGUUUUUAGUUUUCCGGAGCAGGAAAGAAAGAAAAAUAUUCAACGGAUUUUAAAG
Messenger RNA from Drosophila montana, 1480 nucleotides. Its product is annotated as pickpocket protein 28. The transcript is spliced from 7 exons. Gene Ontology annotation, molecular function: ligand-gated sodium channel activity. The record is from RefSeq and is a predicted model, not a curated record. Lineage: Eukaryota; Metazoa; Arthropoda; Insecta; Diptera; Drosophilidae. The coding region runs from base 10 to 1392 and encodes 460 amino acids. Gene Ontology annotation, biological process: sodium ion transmembrane transport. Gene Ontology annotation, cellular component: plasma membrane.